AUGGAUCAGAUUUAUUGGAUGUACGAAAUACCACGUGCUACAAAGGAUUAUUUGACAUGUUUGAAUCAGUUUAUUGAAACAGUCGAGAAGUAUAAGAUUGAAAGUGGAGACAAUCAUAUUCGUUGUCCUUGUAAAAAAUGUAAAAAUAUAAAAGAUGUUAAUGAUAAAAAUGUACUUAAAGACCAUCUAAUAUGUGAAGGGUUCACUGAAAUGUAUACAUGUUGGAUAUAUCAUGGAGAAUAUUUGGAUGAUCAAGACAUGGUUCAACCUGAUUAUAAUGAAAAUGAUAAUAGCGUUUCUGACAAUGAAAAUAGUGGUGAUAAUUUGAAUGGCAUCUUACACGAUGUGGAGGAGGAGGUUGUUGACAGGGAUUUUGAAAAAUUUCAAAAGUUAUUUGAUGAGGCCGAAACAUCACUAUAUCCUGGAUCUAAAGUUACCAAACUUUCAGUUGUCUAUAGAUUGUUUAACUUCAAAGCAGGCUAUGGUUGGAGCGAUAGAAGUUUCACAGAGUUACUAAAAUUUAUGCAUGAAAUUCUUCCAAAAAAAAAUAAUAUACCGAUUUCAACAUACAAAGCAAAAAAAUUCAUGUGUCCACUAGGAUUUAAAAUUGAAAGAAUAAAUGCAUGCCCAAAUGAUUGUAUAUUAUACAGGAAUGAGUAUGCAGAUUUAGAUCAAUGUUUUAGAUGUGGUACGUCACGAUAUAAGCAAAAGAAUCAAACGGGGGGUGACAUUAAUGGCAUGAAAGAUGGGACCUCAGCUAAAACAUUGUGGUAUUUGCCAAUCAUACCAAGAUUGAAACGACUAUUUGCAAACUCUAAUGAUGCGAAGUUGUUGCGUUGGCAUGUUGAAGAGCGUAAAAUAGAUCGAAAGAUUAGACAUGUGGCAGAUUCUUCUCAAUGGAGGAACAUAGAUAUCCAAUUUGAAGAAUUUAGUGAGGAAAUUAGAGCAGUCAUCAUAGCACUUGGCCAGUCCUUUUAUGCAUUUACAAUCUUCCACCAUGGUUAUGUAUGA
Molecule: messenger RNA, 1011 nt
Organism: Erigeron canadensis
Lineage: Eukaryota; Viridiplantae; Streptophyta; Magnoliopsida; Asterales; Asteraceae
Exons: 1
Coding region: 1-1011 (336 amino acids)
Source: RefSeq, a predicted model, not a curated record